AUGAAUAUCAUAUUGACGCUUCCUCAGCCAGAAUUGUUCAAGACAACGGUAAUUCCGUUCUUGGCGGGCCGCAAUAUUAUCAAUUCGGAAGCAAUUCUAUCCAAUUUGCAUACCGUUUUUUACGUUGCUAUAUUUUACCAUAUGUGGUUUCUUUUUGGUAAGUGGAUCUUAUUCCCACCUUUGGUUAGAUGGAAACUGGACUAUGACCAAAAGCAUGGCGUCAAGAAAGAUGAGAAGAUAGCCCCCGAACGUCAAACUGAACAUUACAAAAAGAAGUACACCUCUUUAAUUAACCAAAGUUCAGUUCACUUGAUAUCCCUUCUGCAAAGUAUAGUAGUCUUGUACUACUCAUUGAAGUUCUUGCUCGAUCCAAAGGCCUCAGCAGAGCCGUAUCAAACUUCCCACUCUCGAGUUUUCACAGAGAGUCGUGACACCCAAGUUAUUUGUAUUUUCGCCAUUGGUUAUUUUGUUUGGGAUAUCUACAUUUCCACCAUGUAUUCUACCUUCCCCUUUGUUGUGCACGGUAUCAUUUCCACAGUUGUAUUUUGCAUCGGGUUGAAACCGUACAUCCAAUACUAUGCACCGGUGUUCUUGAUGUUUGAAUUGUCCAACCCUUCUUUGAACUUUAGAUGGUUUGGUAUCAAGUUCCUACCCCACAAAAGCAAAAUUUGCUCCCUGCUAUUGCUAUUGAACAAUUUGAUGCUCAUGAUCAUCUUCUUUGCGGCCAGAAUUGUCUGGGGGUGGUUCCAAAUUGGAAAAUUGUGCUACGACUUUUACCAGGUGCGCAAUGAUCCGGGCUUCUUAGCUCUUGACACCAUCAUUAUACUUGCAGGCAAUUUCGUUUUAGAUGUUUUAAAUGUUAUCUGGUUUUCCACUAUGAUUUCUGUGGCCGCAAAGGUCUUCAAGAAGGGUGAAUCUGUAGACAAAGUCACCAAAAAUGAAAAGUGA
Messenger RNA from Saccharomyces mikatae IFO 1815, 948 nucleotides. RefSeq names its product Ale2p (gene ALE2). Bases 1 to 948 code for a protein of 315 amino acids. The record is from RefSeq and is a predicted model, not a curated record. Gene Ontology annotation, biological process: lipid homeostasis. Gene Ontology annotation, cellular component: endoplasmic reticulum; membrane. NCBI's taxonomy places the organism in Eukaryota, Fungi, Ascomycota, Saccharomycetes, Saccharomycetales, Saccharomycetaceae. The transcript has a single exon.